Penicillium taxi is the source of this 732-nucleotide messenger RNA. RefSeq lists its product as uncharacterized. The record is from RefSeq and is a predicted model, not a curated record. Gene Ontology annotation, molecular function: metallopeptidase activity. NCBI's taxonomy places the organism in Eukaryota, Fungi, Ascomycota, Eurotiomycetes, Eurotiales, Aspergillaceae. Bases 1 to 732 code for a protein of 243 amino acids. The transcript has 3 exons.
AUGCUGCUCUGGUUCUUCCUCUCGCUCCUCAUGGUGGUCUCCACCUUAGCUGCUCCUAAAAAUCCUAUCAAGAGAUCUUCUGUACUCGACAAGAUGAUACUGGAUGGAUUCAGCGAUGAGCAAAAGACCCAGGUUGAAGAUGCCUUCCGCGACGUGAUGACAUUGGCGAAUGCGGUGAUAGAAGGAGCUGGGGAGACUGAAACAACCAAAAAAGCUGCUUUCAAAUCUAUCUAUUUGAAAUACUUUCCUGAAUCAGAAUAUGAAGUAGUCAUGACCAUAUUCAACAAGAUUACUGGUGGUGCAGAAACUCAAUAUACUGGAAAUACUAUGUUGGAAAAUGUCCCAAUCAACUCCGAGUCAUCUUCUGAUUACGGUUUUAUCUGCGAGGAUGACGAAAAGGUGGAAGCAUUGAUGGUUACUUUGUUGGAAGACUCUGAUUCCGAGGUUGUGAUCUGUUCAAGGGCUUUGAGACUUGGCGGUAUUGGUAAAGGCUAUAAUAAGGAUACGAAAGCUGUCACAUGCGAUGAGUUUAAAGGUAACUUGGAAGACGCCCUCCCGCUUGGAACAGUACUUCUGCAUGAAUUCAUGCAUUGGGAACAUCUGGUGUCUCCUCCGUUGGACCGUAAGGUUGUAGACCUCAAAUAUGGGCCGUGGUCUUGCCAGCACGCGCUUAAUAAGGCUCAUGCUAUCUAUAAUGCUGAUAGCUAUACUUGGUUUGCAAGUGAGAGGUGA